Molecule: messenger RNA, 2911 nt
Organism: Boeremia exigua
Lineage: Eukaryota; Fungi; Ascomycota; Dothideomycetes; Pleosporales; Didymellaceae
Product: rab-GTPase-TBC domain-containing protein
Exons: 3
Coding region: 243-2606 (787 amino acids)
Source: RefSeq, a predicted model, not a curated record
CCUUUCCUGUUCCCCAUGUUCAGGGUCCCGAAUGUCCUUUACGACUCAAUGCCCUUCCUCUCUCCAGUCGCUUUGCUUGCCAGCAACCGGAGCCGCUGUCCCGCGCGAGCGACGUUUGCUUGCCCGCCCGUUGGUUGCGCGCCGCAGUCUCAGAUAGCCGCCUCCUCGCGCCGUUUCAUUUCGCCGGGGCCGCCAUCAUCUCCGUGACCACUUUAUGAGAGCUAGCCGCGCCUCUCGUCGCUAUGAGGGAUGACAAUGCUGCAUUCUCUGGCAGCGCCCUGGUUGCGACUACCUCAGAUCCCAGCGCACAACACUCACCCCCCACAUGCGUGCCCGCGAACGCAGCAAAGCCCCCAUUGAAGGGCCCCGCACCGCGCGGAUGGCUUACCAGCGUGCGCCGCCCGCGAACGAGUCCAGGGCCCCGGUCUUCAGCCCUGAGGAGGACGCAGCUGCUGGCCGACAACGAUGAUCGCAGGGACUCAGCCUUGGCGUCCUCCAAUUGCACCACGAGGAGCAAUGCACCCUCCUCGCCCACCAGUGUGCGCAGGACCCCCAGUCUCCCGGCCAUUGUAAUACAGGAUAACUACGCAGAAGGGACACGCAAGCCAUCGUCGCGUUGUUCACUAGAUUCCAGCGACGCCCACGAGUCCCCAUUCCAGGGUAUUGAUAUGGAUAUACCUACCGGCAGCUUUGACGACUUUACCUCAUCGACCCAGGUAUCUUUUUCGAAUCGCGGCAGCAUGAUGUUGGGUGGCAAGAAGGCGAACAGGCGCAGCAAACAGAUCAACCUAGUGUUGGAAGGUGCGAAUGCGCCUGAGCCAGCACAGCAAGAGCGAGAACAACAGGUGCUGUCACCGCCUGCUGUGAUAUCGAAUGCAAAUCGCCUGUCACCUACACCACGCACACCUUCACGAUACUCGGCACGCGCAAGGGCUGGGCACCGAGUGCUCUCUGCAGAUGAGAUGACGUUGUCGCGCAAAGUGCGCUCGAUGUACCAACACGGAAAUGAGAGUGAUGCAAAUUGGGAUGUGGACACAAACAGCCUGCCAAACAAUUCGGUUGACAACAGCAUCACCCUAAUUGCCAACGAAUCUACUUUGACCGUAAAUCGCAAUCGAGACGACGCUAGCUCUUUCGUGAGCUCAAGAGGGGAUGACCACAUAAACAAAGAGCCAACAGAGACUGCCGGAGGACUUGAAGAUUGGGCUGAUCUCGAAGGCGCUGAGGUUGAUAGAUAUGGUUUCAUUGUUGCCAAGAAACCGGGUUCUCGUGAAGGUGCAAAUGGAGAAGGAUUGGAUGGUCCUGACGAACCGCGGAUCCAACGAGUCUCAACGGCCUUACAACUUAUCGCAGAAGAGCCACGUCACAGAGGGGUCGGACGAACCGUAUCUCGAGCUCGAUCGUCUCGGUCUGCCGACCCUCGAUCGUCCCCACCCAAGCGACGAGUCUCGCAGAAAUCAUCGAGGCAAGCCAGAUCGAUCUUUUCUAAUAGGACCUCAGGCACGCGGACGUCAUAUCAUCCACUGCGUCAAGCGACAAACAGACUUCCUCAUAACAGAGAACGUCGAUUGCUCGAAGAGGCUAGUGACAUGCUCAAGUUGCCGCCAGGACUAGCACAGGUCGCCGAACAGCGGGAAGGUGGUAGAAUGGCCCGAUCGAUGAAAACAAAAGAAAUCAAAAGAGAGGAGAAGUGGCGGGCAAUGGCUAAGAUCGUGAAGACUAGCACAGAAAAGGGUGGUGGCAUGCUAUUCGAGUUCGACACUAAGGAUCCAAAAUUAGUCACUCGCACAUGGAAAGGUAUUCCAGACCGCUGGAGAGCAACAGCCUGGUACUCCUUUCUUGCGGAGAGUGCAAAGAAGAAGCAAGACAGCCCAUCAGAAGAUGAUCUGAUUGAAAGCUUUUAUGCGCUUCAGGGAGAGAGCUCCGCCGAAGACGUGCAGAUUGACGUGGAUGUUCCGCGAACAAUCAACAGGCACAUCAUGUUUAGGCGGCGGUAUCGUGGAGGUCAACGAUUACUAUUCCGCGUGCUCCACGCCAUGUCUCUUUAUCUACCAGAGACAGGCUAUGUUCAAGGCAUGGCGCCUCUUGCUGCAACGCUACUCUGUUACUACGAAGAGGACAGAGCAUUUGUGAUGUUAGUCCGUCUUUGGAUGCUUCGGGGCCUUGAGAGGCUUUACGAAUCGGGUUUCUCCGGCUUGAUGGACGCUUUGGAUGACUUCGAGAAAAAUUGGUUACGUGGUGGAGAUGUAGCCCAGAAACUGAAUGAGCUGGGCAUUACAUCGACUGCUUGGGGCACCCGUUGGUACCUGACUCUUUUCAACUAUUCGCUACCAUUCCAGGCCCAGCUGCGUGUCUGGGAUGUCUUCAUGCUUUUGGGCGACGCUUCUCACUCCAACUGCGCCGCAUCUAAAUUCAGCGGUGAUCUGGACGUUUUACAUGCAACCUCGGCAGCGCUAAUCGAUGCAACGAGGGAGAUUCUGCUGGAUUCGGACUUCGAAAACGGCAUGAAGGUAUUGACCUCCUGGAUCCCAAUCAAGGAUGAGGACCUUCUCAUGCGCGUGGCAAGGACCGAGUACAGAUUGAGGAAGAAGCGAGCGAAUGUCUGAAGAAGGAUUGCGUUCCGAUCCUUUGGACUUGACCAGAUUCAUGGGACACGGGAUCGGGAAGUUCAGUGGGGUCUUAGCCACCGUCCUUGCACAUCCUUACUGCUUCAAGCAUCAGUUCUUGGAAAAACGUCGAUCUUUCUGAGAUCAGUGGCUUGGUGGCGUCGCGUGCCCCCAACGUGGCUGUCACGUUUUCACACUUGGAGAUCCGCACAACCUUGCUUUUAUGGCAUCUCGGGCUCUUGUACUAACCCCUUACGAUCACACCAUCUUUUACUUCGUCUUAGCAGCGCAACAUCGUCCUGUGC